AUGAAUUUAAAUGAUUUUAGGAAUUUGGAUCCAAUUCCUGAUACAGCAAAUCUUGUUGAACUAAAUCUUGCAAAAUCAAAUAUGUAUUCCUCGCGAGAUAAAGUAAAUACUGGUCGAACUCUUCUUUCCUUGGAUUAUGAUGGUGGCCUAGAAUCAAGCAAAAAUCCACAGUCAAGUAAGAAGCCCGAUCCUUUAUCUCAAUCAAACCUGAGCAAUUCAGCAAACUGUGAUAGCAUGCAGAAGAAAGAUUUAAAUCAGACUGAAGCGAUGAAAUUGAAUAACGACGUCUUUGCUUGGAUUAAUCGGCACGAAUGUUUGCAGUUUAUGCAUAUUCGACAUAUAUUUCGUGUUCCAAUACACGGGUGGUUGACAACUUCUAAUGUAACAAUAAAAUCUGUAAAAGGUGCCGAACGUAAAAAUGGGAAAAAUCGUCACCAGCGGACAGCAAAUGAUAAAAUGGAAGCUGCACGCUUGAAAGCAAUACGUGAACGUACUUGGCGACAUAUCAAUAUGAUCAGCUCCAGUGCAGAAAAUACAGCAAUCAAAUCGCAAGUUAAAACGAUAGAUUAUAAUGUUAUGGGUCCAGAACAUUUCUUAACUAACUGGUUGCAAGGUAAAACAGAUGCACGUUCGGUUUUGGAUGUGGAGGCACAGUAUGCGGAACUUGCUCGAAAUUUAAAGCAGCGCGAGGACACACUUUAUGUUGUUGCUAUGAAGAAUUAUUAUUUGCUACCAGCAUCAGAUCGAAAUGGUGUUAUGCAACCACGUAUGGCUCUCAUUUUGCCUGCUCUAUCAUUCAAUGGUACAUUACCAAAUCAGGUGGCAAUGAUGCGUCUGGAAUGUGAUAUUACAGGCACCGGAUUAUUCCAUCUUCCAAGUUCACUUCUGCCUUUAUUUUAUGAUCACUCAAGCCGUCAGUAA
Loa loa (African eye worm) is the source of this 921-nucleotide messenger RNA. RefSeq lists its product as hypothetical. Lineage: Eukaryota; Metazoa; Nematoda; Chromadorea; Rhabditida; Onchocercidae. Bases 1 to 921 code for a protein of 306 amino acids. Gene Ontology annotation, molecular function: RNA polymerase II cis-regulatory region sequence-specific DNA binding; DNA-binding transcription factor activity, RNA polymerase II-specific. The transcript has 7 exons. The record is from RefSeq and is a predicted model, not a curated record. Gene Ontology annotation, cellular component: nucleus. Gene Ontology annotation, biological process: regulation of transcription by RNA polymerase II; endoplasmic reticulum unfolded protein response.